UGACGUCACAGCAGCGCCCGCAUCAGCUCGAGCUCGUACAUGGCCAGGAAGCAGUGUGACGUAACCAGGACCCUAAAGAUGGCGGCGUUAGUUGCGCCCCGUUUGUCCAUGUUUGGCUGCUUUUCAACGAGGUCUAUUUCAGUGUUUGCUGUCCAUCAGAGAAGUCUGCACAACGGUGCAAAAAGUGAGAACACCACCACGAGCGUGGUUCCAGUCAGGGAGAAGAGCACGGCGGUGGCAGCCGCCAAACCGUCAGCUGUAGCCAGCAGCAAAGGGGAGUAUGCCAUCACUAAGCUGGACGACUUGGUUAACUGGGCACGCAGGAGCUCCCUGUGGCCUAUGACCUUCGGCCUGGCCUGCUGCGCCGUGGAGAUGAUGCACAUGGCGGCGCCUCGUUAUGAUAUGGACCGCUUCGGUGUGGUGUUCAGAGCGAGCCCUCGACAAGCGGAUGUCAUGAUUGUGGCUGGAACGCUGACCAAUAAGAUGGCUCCCGCUCUGCGGAAGGUGUAUGACCAGAUGCCCGAGCCAAGAUACGUCAUUUCCAUGGGAAGCUGUGCUAAUGGAGGGGGCUACUACCACUACUCCUACGCUGUCGUCAGAGGUUGUGAUCGAAUCGUACCGGUGGACAUUUAUGUUCCAGGUUGUCCCCCCACUGCAGAGGCUCUCCUCUACGGGACUUUACAGCUGCAGAAGAAAAUCAAACGUGAGAAGAAGUUGAAGAUCUGGUAUCGAAAAUGAAUGUGUGACGUGUGUGCGCUUGUAUCUGGUAUGUAAAUGUUGUACUUUAGGUUUCAUUUGGAGCGCUGCUCCUCCUCUAUGUAAAUCUGCAGGAUCCAACUUCAAUAAAACCGUCAUUGUAAUUUA
Messenger RNA from Gasterosteus aculeatus aculeatus (three-spined stickleback), 864 nucleotides. It is a transcript of the gene ndufs7, whose product is annotated as NADH:ubiquinone oxidoreductase core subunit S7. The record is from RefSeq and is a predicted model, not a curated record. Lineage: Eukaryota; Metazoa; Chordata; Actinopteri; Perciformes; Gasterosteidae. Gene Ontology annotation, molecular function: 4 iron, 4 sulfur cluster binding; quinone binding; NADH dehydrogenase (ubiquinone) activity. Gene Ontology annotation, biological process: aerobic respiration; mitochondrial respiratory chain complex I assembly; electron transport coupled proton transport. Gene Ontology annotation, cellular component: respiratory chain complex I.